CCAGCACACAGCCAACAUACAACAUUCACCAGUAGGUCGUCAACACCUGCGUGCGCUCUGAAAAUUAUGUCUGGUGUGCAGACGUUGCGUCUGCGUCACCCAACUAAUACGGAGGACUCCAAGCCACGGGAACCCACCAAACGGCACACAGGAAUCCUCCAGGAUCAGCUGCGGAGAGCUGCGCGUCCGCCAUGGUGUCCCAGCUUCUCCAUGGCUGUCCGACUUCUUUUACUCAUCCGAGUCGCCGCCGCGAUGUACGCCAACAUACAGGACUGUGAUGAAGUCUUCAACUACUGGGAGCCCCUGCAUUAUCUGGACAAGGGGUAUGGAUUCCAAACGUGGGAAACGUCACCUGUCUACGCCAUUCGGAGUUGGGCGUAUAUUGUCUUGCAUUAUAUCCCCGUGAAGCUUCUGACCUGGGUCAUCCAUGAGACGGGCAAGAGACCGGCAUUCUUUGCCGUGCGAGCCUUCUUGGCUAUCGCGUGUAGCAUCUGUGAAGCGAAAUUAUAUGACACCGUGAAGCAGAAAAUCAAUAACCGAGUGGCCAGGUAUAUGUUGUUCAUGCUGGCGACCAGUGCUGGCAUGUGGAACGCGUCUAUAGCCCUCCUUCCAUCGACGUUUGCUAUGUUCGCGAACACCUUAGCGUGUUCAUUCGCGUUCAUUCCGGCGAGCAAUCAAAAUGGCAGGCGCACCCUUGCGGCUACCCUUCUGUUUGCCACUGGAGCCAUCGUGGGUUGGCCUUUCGCUCUCGCACUCGCGAUGCCCUUUGUAUUCGAGGAGCUGUUCGUCUUCGCCGGUGAUCGGGUGACGCCCAGCGCCAAAGGAAGCUGGCUCGUGAACAGGUGGACAAGGCUCUUGUUGUGCGGCGGCGCAGCGAUGCAAAUUGCUGUCCCGGUCAUUCUCGUCGACACUUUCUUCUACGGUCAAAUUGUCGCUGUUCCAUGGAACAUCAUCAAGUACAACGUGUUCCCUGACGUGGCGCGAGGCCCUGAUCUGUAUGGCACUGAGCCGUGGUCUUUCUAUAUCCUGAACCUUUUGCUCAACUUCAAUAUCUUGCUCCCGCUCGCUCUAAUUUCGAUUCCGGCGCUGGCAGUCACGUACCGCAUCGACCGCCGCCGCCUCGGUCUGGUGAGACCUAGUACAGAAGAGAGUUCGCCUUUUAUUCUAUUGGCCCUUAGGCUACUUCCUUUUUAUAUCUGGCUGGCAAUCCUCACGGUGCAAGCUCACAAGGAGGAGAGGUUCAUGUAUCCUGCAUACCCUCUCAUCUGCUUUAAUGCUGCUGUCAGCGUCUAUCUGAUCAGAGGGUGGGCCGAGAUUGUGUUCAUCAAAGCGACGAGCUCCCCAUACCGAGCGUCAAAAUCGUCCAUUUUCCGGUCGGUCACGCUUUCCAUAACCUUGUUUGCGGCGAUUGUCUCCUUCUCGCGGAUUCUGGCGCUCUGGAAGUACUAUCACACCCCUAUGACUGUCAUGUACCGACUCCAGGCUGAUGAGCUUCCCCGUGUUCUCAACGCCACUGGCAUCGCCUUGCGCCCUCACCCUAUCGCGCCAGACAGGCGAACGCGCCGCAAUGCCGACGAGGACCCGAUCGACCUCUCGCCCAUCAAGGAGUUUGGCUUGAGAGUCUGCAUCGGCAAAGAAUGGUAUCGGUUCCCCGGACACUACCUUGUGGCCGAUGGGGUCAGAGUGGACUGGAUCAAGAGCGAGUUCGACGGUCAGUUGCCGGCGCAUUUCAAGCCCACUACGGGAGGCCUGCGGUCAAGGAUCGUGGGUACGAGCGCUAUUCCGUUAGGCUUGAACGAUCUUAACCGGGAGGAGCCCAUGCACUACGUCGACGUGUCCACCUGCGACUAUCUUGUGGAUCUGGACUUCCCACAUGAUCCCGUCUCGUCGACCUACGAGCCGCGCUAUGCCGUCCAGAGCGAUACCUGGGAGCGUGUAGCGUGUCUCCCUUUCUUGGACGCUCGACACUCUUCGCUGUUGACGAGGACGCUGUGGCUACCUGGGGAAACGUGGCAGUCGCUCAACAAGUACGGCGACUACUGCUUGCUGCGGCACAAACAAAACGUGGAAGAUAAAAUCAGGGUGGUUGGGGAGGCGAUUGCGAAGGGGGAAAUCAAGUUAUAGACGGCCGUUAUGUAUCUUGCGUUGAUCUAUUAGACGAAAACAUAACCAAGCCAUGGAGGGCGUAGUCCCUCGGCAUUCG
This is a messenger RNA of Heterobasidion irregulare TC 32-1, 2203 nucleotides long. Its product is annotated as glycosyltransferase family 22 protein. Gene Ontology annotation, molecular function: alpha-1,2-mannosyltransferase activity. Gene Ontology annotation, cellular component: endoplasmic reticulum membrane. Gene Ontology annotation, biological process: protein N-linked glycosylation. The transcript has 9 exons. NCBI's taxonomy places the organism in Eukaryota, Fungi, Basidiomycota, Agaricomycetes, Russulales, Bondarzewiaceae. The record is from RefSeq and is a predicted model, not a curated record. The coding region runs from base 67 to 2124 and encodes 685 amino acids.